AUGGUCAUGAUGGUCCAUUCUCUGAAGGAUCCAGUUCCGAGAGUUAUUAGAGUUGAAAGCAACACUGAUUUCCCCAAAUUGUUAAAUCAUCUGCAUCGUGUUACCGGAUUUGAAAAGGGGAAGUUUCAGAUUGGAUUGAUUUGCAGGUAUCCUUCUAUCGUUCAGCAAUCUAUGGUGAAGUUUGUGCGUAUGCCUAUUGUUGAUGAUUGUAGUUUAGAGACUAUGCUUGAGGUUCCAAGUUAUCAUCCUUCUAUUAGCAACGUGGAGUUGUAUUUAGAGGCCAAACAGGUUCUUAAUGAAGGUAUCAGCGCUAUUUCUAGUUCCUUGGCUAAUCAGGCUACACGGAAUCGUUCUCGGUGGGUGGAAGAAGAGGAAUGUACGGAUUGCGGUAAGUGUAACUGUGGCGAUGGUGGUAAUAGUGGGACUGCACAGAAGGAUUCAAAUACGAAAAUUCCAGGUUUAACAAAAAGCCUUGUAGAUAAUGUCUCAGAGCAGAUGAUUUUCUCUAGUUCAUGGCUUGAUGAACGUGAGUUGCAUCUUGGGAUGGUUUUCCGAGAUAAAAACGAGUUGGGUAAAGCAGUGAAGUUGUACUCUAAUCGAAGACAGCGGAUUUACACUAAGUACGAGUUUUCAGGUCCACACAGUUGUAAGCCAGCAAAUGUGAGCUCAGAUUUUCUAGCAGGUGAGCUCAAAGGUCUAAUGAUGGCUCAGCCCUCACUCUCAAUUGCAGAGCUAAACUUGUGGGUGAAAGAAGAAUUUGGCUACACAGUCUCACGUACCAAUAUGUGGGAUGCUAAAAAGAAAGUAAUCACUGCAAUCUUGGGAGAUUCAGACAAGAGUUUUAACGUAUUGCUUAAGCUCAUCUAA
Capsella rubella is the source of this 867-nucleotide messenger RNA. RefSeq lists its product as uncharacterized. NCBI's taxonomy places the organism in Eukaryota, Viridiplantae, Streptophyta, Magnoliopsida, Brassicales, Brassicaceae. Bases 1 to 867 code for a protein of 288 amino acids. The record is from RefSeq and is a predicted model, not a curated record. The transcript has 3 exons.